AGGAGGGGAAUCAAAGCAGCAAACGAGAAGAAAAUGACAGAGCUGCAGGUUUUUACAGAAGUUCUGAGGUUCCUGAAGGACGAUGCUCUGAAAACCAUCAGAUCUCAUCCAGAAGGAGGAGAGUUCACAGCAUCUGACUUCACCUGGGUGCUGACUGUUCCUGACACCUGGAAGGAUUCCACUAAAGAGCUCAUAAUAAAAUCUGCAGUUCAGGCUGGUCUUGUAACAGACGCCACUAAAGACAAACUGAUGUUUGUUCUGGAGUCAGAAGCAGCUUUGACCUGGUGUUUGAAGCUUCAACCUGAUGGUUUCAUCACACAGAACCACAGCAGAGACUCACAGGAUCAACCUGCAGGAGCAGCAGAACCUGGUACCAGCUGGAACGGUACUGAGUGGAUCUGUAACGUCUGGCAGACAAACAUUUAACAGGUUUUAGUCUGUUUGUAGGAUAUGUGUGAUAUAUGAAUG
Molecule: messenger RNA, 468 nt
Organism: Poecilia latipinna (sailfin molly)
Lineage: Eukaryota; Metazoa; Chordata; Actinopteri; Cyprinodontiformes; Poeciliidae
Product: heat shock 70 kDa protein 12A-like
Exons: 2
Coding region: 34-426 (130 amino acids)
Source: RefSeq, a predicted model, not a curated record